Messenger RNA from Chara braunii, 2811 nucleotides. The record is from the annotation of a GenBank genome assembly. Lineage: Eukaryota; Viridiplantae; Streptophyta; Charophyceae; Charales; Characeae.
CCGUACACGUACAGGCGCAGGUCGUCAGGUACCCUACGUCAUUCCUGAAUGGUAAUCGUUACACGUGUACGUGUAUACCAUUCAGGCAGCUACCCAAAGGUGGGUGGCAGUUCGGUUUCAGAGCAGUUACGCCAGGGCCUCCCUACUGGGUUCGACAGGGUUUGAACCCAUUAUUGGUCCCUAAUUGGUCCCUACCCAAAGGACCGAGGGGUGGGUUUCGGAUACCGUGGACAGUCUACUGUGUAUUGAGUACACAAGCAGAAUUCACACAGUUAAUCAGCCGUUCAUGAUUCCUAAUUGGUCCCUACCUAAUUAGUCCCAACUUUUGCCGCGCGCGCGUGUUGCCGCGCACCGUCGCGCACCGCGCGGGUAAUUUGCGUUCACGCGCGCGUAAAUUGCCGCGUCUGCGAGAAUCGCGCUGACGGCGGGUGGCGAAUGGAGAGGGGGGCGCGCGCAGCUUGUCGAGGCAAAACAAGCCCAGUACAUUUCGCCGGCCACUGAAUGGAAUUUGAUGAACGACCCACGGAAUUUGCUUCCAGUCGAUUGGCUUAUUAGAUCAGAUCACCCAACGAGUCCAGCUCAGUUGGUACACGCACGCCCUGUUGAAAUGUCAGACGGAAGUUCGAACCCAGAAACAGAUUAGAUUAGAUUGAGAUUUGGAUUUUAGAUUGAGAUUGAGAUUAAGAUUAUAUUGAUUGGAUUGGAUUGGAUGCCGAUUCGGUGCAGAGUUGAGCGAGUCAGCGUUGACUGAGUCAGCAUUGAUUCACUGCUGGCUCUACGAGUCAGCGUCGGUUCUGCUGUUGCCGCCACGACUGAGGUGGGGAGGUAUCUGACUUGGGAGGAAUAGAGUCUCAUUCACGUCUUCACGGCCCUGAAGUGUUCGUGCGUGUUUUUGCGCGUGCUUGUGUGACGACGACCCCUAUUUGUCUAAUCUUGCACAGUCAGCAGCAAUGAUUCAUUUUGUGUUGCUCAUAAGCCGUCAGGGGAAGGUGCGCCUCACCAAAUGGUAUUCCCCUUACUCACAGAAAGAGAGAACGAAGGUUGUAAGAGAGCUCAGUGGGACGAUACUGAGCCGAGGAGCAAAGCUGUGCAAUUUCAUUGAGUGGAAAGGGUUGAAGGUUGUGUACAAGAGGUAUGCAAGCUUGUACUUCGUCAUGUGUGUCGAUGUGGAGGACAAUGAGCUGGCGACAUUGGAAACCAUUCAUCAUUAUGUGGAAAUCCUUGACCGCUACUUUGGAAAUGUCUGCGAGCUUGACCUGAUAUUCAACUUCCAUAAGGCAUACUAUAUACUGGAUGAGCUCCUCCUCGCAGGAGAGCUCCAAGAGUCGAGCAAGAAAUCCAUUGCUCGGGUCAUAUCCGCGCAGGAUCAAGCAGUCGAGGCGGCAAAAGAGCAAGCCAAUUCCAUCAGUGGGAUGAUAGCGAGCGCAACAAAGUAGAAGGUGAAAGUGUCUAGGCCAUUUGUGUGUGUGUGUGUGUGUGUGUGUGUGUGUGUGUGAGAGAGAGAGAGAGAGAGAGAGAGAGAGAGAGAGAGAGAGAGAGAGAGAGAGAGANGUGUGUGUGUGUGUGUGUGUGUGUGUGAGAGAGAGAGAGAGAGAGAGAGAGAGAGAGAGAGAGAGAGAGAGAGAGAGAGAGAGAGAGAGUUCUCUGCACCGUGCAAGUACGUUGGGGGUUUCCAAAGAGGGCUAUGGGAGCAGUAAGAGUUUUUUUUUUUUUUUUUUUAAUGAUUGGAAAGAGGGGUAUCGGAUAGAAAUGGUGAUGAUGGUUCUGGGAAGUGUGUGUGGGGUUUUGAGCGGGUGAACGGGUAGUUUUGCGAGGUCGGAGUGUGUGGGUUGAUGGGACGAUGAAUGCUCGCCUCAGUUUUUAGGAAGUUAGGAUAGAUGGGAUUAUAAUAACUGACAUCCACUUGAGUCUUGGAUGCUGUGUUAAUUUUUUUCUUGUUCAAAAAGUUUUCAAAGUUAUUUUUGCAGUCUGUGUACGCAGAGUGGUGGGAGUGCUGCUCACAACGCACCCGCCGUGGGAAGGAAGGAAGGUGGUGAGGUGUUGCCUUGAGAGAGAGAGAGAGAGGAGAGCUCUCGAGUAAGUAGCGGCAGCAAUACCGACGCAGUUCGCUCCAAGUCGUGGCAGCAAUACCGACGCAGUUAUAGCUCGAAGCCACUUCUGUUUGAAAUAUAUCAGACGCCCUGCAGUCUUUCGCAGCUUGCAGGUUUGUAUCUAGCCACACCGGUUUUCAGCGCAGCACCAUUCGUCAGGGUUGUUUCUUCCUUUUGUUUUCACCUUCUUCGACAUUCCAUGCUUGUUGUUGAGUGGAAGUGGGAGUUACGCUCUGGUGACGACAGGUAGAAGCGAGAGUCCCGUCUUCACGUGCUCGGGUCGGAAUCGAUGUCAGACGUUGAUAUGAAUCGUGUUCUCAGGAGAACGGAGAUCGAUGGUCAUCAAGCCGCGCACUGUCUUUGUACAUGCACGCAGUGUACAAGGGGGGAGCGAUUUGUUGUUAUGCUUACGUAGGUUGGCAGAAGGUGGCCAGUAUCUUCUUCUCUUCCCCCCCCAUCUUCCCCUCCCUCGGUAUAUAAUGAGGGUGUUGCAUUGUCUUUCAAAUUGGUUGUUAAAUUAGUUGCUCUUGUGCGAUAUAUCACUAAUGCUGCCAAGGAAUAAGAGGCUUUCCUCCCUCCCUCCCUCCCUCUCCCUCUCUCCCCUCUCUUUCUGUCUUCCCUCUCUCCCCCCUCCAUCCCGCUUCUCUCGCUUCCUCGCUUGCUCUUGGGGCAGGAAUGCUGGGUGGUAGAAGGCCAUCUGCAAUGAAUCAACAAUAAUGCA